Molecule: messenger RNA, 1673 nt
Organism: Dromiciops gliroides (monito del monte)
Lineage: Eukaryota; Metazoa; Chordata; Mammalia; Microbiotheria; Microbiotheriidae
Gene: TMEM9B
Product: TMEM9 domain family member B
Exons: 5
Coding region: 60-677 (205 amino acids)
Biological process (GO): positive regulation of canonical NF-kappaB signal transduction
Cellular component (GO): lysosomal membrane
Source: RefSeq, a predicted model, not a curated record
AGCGGAAGUAUCGGUGACGAAAGCGGAGCGGCGCCGGGGCCGGGCCGGACCGGGCCGAGAUGGCGGCGGCGGUGGUGGCUGGGCAGACUGCGUGGAGCGGCUUCCUGCGGCUCUGCUUCGUGUUCGGCCUGUCCUUCCUGGCGCUCACCGGGCUGUUGCUGGUGCAGCUGGCGAACGCGGCCAAGAAUUUUGAGGAUGUCCGGUGUAAAUGUAUUUGUCCUCCUUAUAAAGAACAUUCGGGAUAUAUUUAUAACAAGAACAUAACUCAGAAAGACUGUGAUUGCCUGCAUGUUGUAGAACCUAUGCCAGUCCGGGGACCUGAUGUGGAAGCUUACUGCCUGCGUUGUGAGUGCAAAUAUGAAGAAAGAAGUUCUGUCACAAUCAAAGUUACAAUUAUAAUUUAUCUGUCUAUUCUGGGCCUGCUUCUACUGUACAUGGUAUACCUUACACUUGUUGAGCCUAUUUUGAAGAGGCGUCUCUUUGGACAUUCCCAAUUGAUCCAAAGUGAUGAUGAUGUUGGGGAUCACCAGCCAUUUGCAAAUGCCCACGAUGUGCUAGCCCGAUCCCGAAGCCGGGCUAACGUGCUCAACAAAGUGGAGUAUGCCCAGCAACGUUGGAAGCUUCAGGUUCAAGAGCAGAGGAAAUCUGUGUUUGACCGGCAUGUGGUCCUCAGUUAAUCUGGAAUCCAGUGCCAACGUGGCUGGAAGGAAGGAAGGUGGGCUGGAAAAAACUGCCCAUAUUUUCCUGAUUUUUUUAAACCGCUGCUGAGAGAUUUCACUAAACGUCCUGGAUGAUUCAAAACUGGAAGCAGAGGGGGAAACAAGCUUUUUUUAAUUUAAAAAAUAAAAAGUAUAACUGGAAAAAUUUUAAAGCACAUGUCUCAGAAGCCAAAAAGCCACAAACAGUUCUUUCUGGCUUUUCCUAAUGAAGCUAAAUCUACCUAUGAAUUACCUUGAGAUCCUUUCUCUCUGGCAGACAUUCAUUUCCUUCUGCACUCCUUCAUUACCUUAAUUCUAACAUAUUUUUCAAGACAAUUUUCACACUCUUUGUGUGUAGGGGGAGGGAAAUACAGCUUUUACAUGACACUUUAUUUCAUGGACUUUUGUAAAUAGAUGUUUCCUAUUGUAUUUUUGUGCUUGGUCUCAUUUUCAGUGGAGUCAGACUCUGCUGGAAAUGUUGACUUGCUCAGUUGAUUUUGUGCACUGACUGUAUCCUAAGCAGAUGAUUGGCUUUUGGCAACACUUGGUAAGUUGACUGUGAAAUAUUGCUGACAGAAAUGCAGAUUUACUUCAGUACUGUGAUGUAGAUAAACUCUCCAGUCUAAUGCAGAGCAUUCUGGGAUGGGAUGGCCCAUUGCUAGUUUUCUCAGUGACUGAACAAAUGGUGUUGGUGUAUGUGGUUUUUCUUACCCUCUUCUCAUGGCCUUAGGGAAAAAGCCUCAAGAUUUGGAAACCAUGUGAUAAAGAAAUCCAUCUUUAAAACUGAAGCCUCCCUGAAUCGGUGGCUUUUGCACAUUCUUCAGUGUUUCCAGUCAUCUUGAGAGGUGGCUGGUGGCCUUUGUUGUCUGUCUUUGAACUGUAAUUAAGGUCCUGGACAGUUAUUGGAUAACUGGCUCUUUACUUUCUACAUCCUCUCUGGAAUGUAACAAUAAAAAUUAAUUUUUGAAAAACCCA